Molecule: messenger RNA, 1137 nt
Organism: Lathyrus sativus (Indian pea)
Lineage: Eukaryota; Viridiplantae; Streptophyta; Magnoliopsida; Fabales; Fabaceae
Source: the annotation of a GenBank genome assembly
AUGAAACAAACAAUUGCAAAGUCAUCAUUAAGGAGACUAUGUCCAAACAUAGAUAAAGAAGAUGGAUUGGAAACUGUUCUUGAAAUACCUAUACCUGAAGAAAUGUUUUCAAACAUGGGAAGUACUGUAACAUUAAGGUGGCAGAAUAUGUUAACAUGGAUGAAGGCUCAAACUGAGGAUAGAUUGUCUUCUCCUACAGUUUGUGCACGGUUAAAUGAGCUUCGUUUUUUGCUUUACCUUGUUGGUUCUCCUCUUAUACCUCUUCAAGUUCAAUUAGGACAUUCCAUUCAUCGUCCCGUCAGAGAUUGUUCAAUUGAAGCAUCAACAGCCAAAUAUAUAGUGCAACAAUACAUAGCAGCAACAGGAGGACAACCAGCAUUAAAUGUUGUGGAAAGUAUGUGUGUAAUGGGGCAAAUUAAAAUUACUGCAUCAGAUUUUCAUCAUACCAGUGAAACCGGUGAUGUGAAAAAAACCUCAGAAGAAAAUGGAGGAUUUGUUUUAUGGCAAAAGGAUCCAGAUUUGUGGUGUUUAGAGCUUGUUGUGUCAGGUUGCAAAGUUUGUUGCGGUAGCAAUGGUAAGGUUUCGUGGCGCCAUUCUUCUAAUCAACAAACACCUGUUUCAAAAGGUGCUCCUAGGCCUCUUCGUCGCUUCCUUCAGGGAUUGGACCCAAGGGCUACGGCUAAUUUAUUUUUAGACGCUGCAUGUAUAGGAGAGAAAAUAAUCAACGAAGAAGAAUGUUUUAUUCUAAAACUAGAAACAAGUCCAGCCAUUCGUGAGGCUCAAAGUGGACCAAAUUUUGAAGUCAUUCAUCAUACAAUAUGGGGCUAUUUUAGCCAACGAUCAGGUCUUUUAGUUCAAUUUGAAGAUUCUAGAUUACUAACAAUGAGAACCAAAGAUGAUACUGACAUUUUCUGGGAAACAAGUUUAGAAUCAGUAAUUGAUGAUUAUAGAUAUGUAGAUGGAAUAAAUGUUUCGCAUAGUGGCAUAACUCGUGUUACAGUUUCUAGAUAUGGAGAACAAUCAGCAAAUCACAAAAGAGAAUUGGAAGAAAGGUGGAAGAUUGAAGAGGUAGAUUUUAAUAUUUGGGGUUUGACUGCUGAAAGCUUUUUGCCUCCAUCAAACUUAGGAAAGACAUGA